Patiria miniata (bat star) is the source of this 696-nucleotide messenger RNA. RefSeq lists its product as uncharacterized. The transcript has a single exon. The coding region runs from base 1 to 696 and encodes 231 amino acids. Lineage: Eukaryota; Metazoa; Echinodermata; Asteroidea; Valvatida; Asterinidae. The record is from RefSeq and is a predicted model, not a curated record.
AUGACUGACAUCACAACUAAAGUCCUAAGACACCACCGUCACCGCCACCACCACGUCUUCACUGACCGCUUAUACACGUCCAUCCCUCAGGCCAGAGCCUUACUGGCCCGUCAAGUAUACUUGAGCGGAGUGAUCAAGAGCAACAGCAGAGGCCUGCCCAAGGAUCUGACAGGGAAGUUGGCACAGAUGAGGCGUAUCAAGAGGGGCACGUUUCAUGCGAGACAAAACAGCCAACUGGUAGCCACAGCUUGGAAGGACAGCAAGGCCAUGUUAGUGCUGUCCUCAGCCCAUCAAGGAUGGCGUGAUCCGGACACCCACAACGUCCAGCGGAAAGUCCCUGACGACAGCGGGCGGAGGAAGUCCAAAGUCAUUCCAGCUCCCCCUCAGGUGAUUGAUUAUAUCAACAACAUGGGAGGAGUUGACCGAGGAGACCAGCUCCGUGCCAACUACACCUGCUCCCGUAAGGCCCAGUACUGGUGGAAGAAGAUACUGUACUUUUUGAUUGACAUCAGCCGCGUCAACGCCAAUAUCUGUUACGCCAAGCACCGCCAUCAAGCACAGGAUCUUCCAUCUAGCUCCACUGACGAGGAUGCAGGCCACACCACCACUAAGCUCCUAAGUCACGCCAACUUCAUCCUGGAGCUGGACACGGAGCUGGUCAAUGGCUAUGCUGGGGGCUCCACAAAUCCCCAGUGA